Molecule: messenger RNA, 5103 nt
Organism: Stomoxys calcitrans (stable fly)
Lineage: Eukaryota; Metazoa; Arthropoda; Insecta; Diptera; Muscidae
Gene: FoxK
Product: hybrid signal transduction histidine kinase M
Exons: 10
Coding region: 1171-3441 (756 amino acids)
Biological process (GO): regulation of transcription by RNA polymerase II
Molecular function (GO): protein binding; DNA-binding transcription factor activity, RNA polymerase II-specific; RNA polymerase II cis-regulatory region sequence-specific DNA binding
Source: RefSeq, a predicted model, not a curated record
CACUAAACACCAACACAUAUACAGAAAAAAAUGGAGAGCAAGAAAAUGGAAGAAAAAUACGCGACAUAGAAACAACAGCCGCAAUACUCUGUUAAGACGGGAACGAAAAAACGUGCUAUUAGUGAAGAUAUUUUCAUAAACUUUUUCCUAAAAAUUGUCAAUUGUAGUACAAUCCAAUUAUAAUUUGUAAAUACGUGCAUAGUAAAAAUUUAAAAAAACCAUUGAAAUUUGCGAGAUGAAACGGUGGAAAAAUGUUUGAAUGAGUGAAACAAUGAAUGAAAAGAAAAAAUAUGUCAGUGUGCAAUUCAACAACACUACUACGAAUAAGUGGCAGUUGAGCAGCAACAAAAACAACAUUCAAAUUAACACCACCACCAAUUAAAGAACAAAAAGAAGAACAACAUCGGCGAACUAAGCACCAGAAGACCGCAAUUACAAGAACAACUACAACAACAAAACAAAUAAUAUACGCACGAAAUCGAUUUUGAAUGGGGUUUAAUAGAGGAGACCACAACAAUAAAAAGAAAAACGUGUAAGGGAGCGCGCAAACAGGGAAAGGAAACGACAUCCGUAUAGCAGCAGCACCAACAAAGUUGGGUAAGCACAAAACAACAAAUAAAUUCCGGCAAAUAUUUCAAAGUCAAGAACUUUACAAAACUGAACAGCAUUUAAGUUCAGAGAAAAUCAGAAGGUAUAUUGAAUCUAUAUUUGUGUAGAAGGUGGAGCCCCCGCCCUCCUCGUCAACACGAAACAAGCGUACGCCACCAGUGUUGGGAAACGUCAACAUUGUAUUGUAAUUACAUAUUUUUUCUUAUUCGUGAAAAAGUACAUAAAAUACACCAAACUGCAACAACAACAAAAUAUAAAACACAAGAAACAGGAGAAUCAAAACACGAGCUCCGACGAAUCGUGCCGUAUGUGAAAACAGAAAAAUACAGAGUUGCGCGAUCAAUAGUAAUAUCACACACAUUCAAACACUCAUAUUGCUGCUUGUGUCGCCGUCGUCUUUGCCGUACGUCCGUUUCUUUCCAUCUCUCGCCUAGAACGUCGUCUGAUGUGAGUUUGACUGAGUGUAUGCGUGCGUGCAUGUAUGUGACUUUGCCGAUUCAGAAUUAGCAACACAAAACAUAACAACAAAUAAUAGAAAGACAAAAAAAAGUUUAAAAUUUCAUGGCCACCGGUUCUACGACUACAAGUAACAGCCUUAAUACCCCGCCCACCCAAUUUACCCAAAAUUACAACAAUACCACCACCAACGACAACGACAAAAACAACAACUUAAACUACAACGGGAACGUGAACAUCAAUAGGAACAGUAACUGCAACACAAACGAUUCAAAACCAACUUCGGACACCAGUUGCAGUAACAGCCUCACCAUAAGCAACAAUAACUUAAAUACAAGCAACAGCAGCAGUGUUACGGUUACGGCCGACGCUGCGACUGUGGCUAUAGCUAAAGAUAUGUUGCAACUGCAUCAUGGCUCAGCUUUAAACAACAAUAACAAUAAUAAUAACAACAUCAAUGAUGGCUUAAACUCACCUGCUCACAAUAACAACAACAACAAUUCCUCUUCGAAUUCUGCCACAAUAAAUAAUAGUCGUAACUCUAUGAUGACACUAGCAACCCCACCUGCCCCUCAACAACAACAACAACCGAGACCACCGCCACCUCCUGAUCAUGCUGUGGGCUUUCUCAAAUUUGAAGAUGAACUCCUAUACAUCACUGAAACCUGCACCAUUAUUGGACGAAACUCCUCAACCUCUCAUGUUCAUUUCCAUGUAGCCGAGAAUAAUUUGGUAUCUCGCAAACAUUUUCAAGUGUUAUUUGAUCCCGACACUAGGGACUUUUACGUACAGUGUCUAAGUAAAAAUGGCAUUUUCGUUGACGAUUUCUUACAGCGACGCAAUGCAGAUCAUCUUAAACUGCCAGCCAGCUGUUACUUUCGUUUUCCCAGUACCGAGAUUCGCAUACAAUUUGAAAGUUUUUUGCAUUCAGAUACUCCACCAGAUGUUCUGGGUGGUGGCGGCCUCAAUAACUUGAGUAAUAACUCCUUGAAUAAUAAUCAUCAUAAUAUAUCUUCAUCCUCUUCCUCCGCCUCUUCACAUAAUAUACUAAGUGGUCAUGUUGGUGGUGGUAGUGGUGGUGGGGGCGGCCUUACCGGCAAUAGCACCGGUAAUGUCCAUCAAGUUAUUAUAUCACCUGCCUCGGCUGAUGAGCUGAAUCAUCAACAGCAUCAUCAUCAACAACAAAUGCAUGGCCAUGGUGGUCAACCGAUGCAACAUGUGACAUCGCAACAGCAACAUCAUACCGGUUCCGCGGUUGGGGCAUCACAUUUAAUACCGAUGGAUAAUUCAAAUGUUAUAUAUUCACCGCUGAAAAUAUCGAUACCUAAAAAGGAGCAAAAGAGUCCUUAUCUCUCACCAACUGGUACAAUAAGUGCAGCCAAUAGUUGUCCGGCUAGUCCGCGUCAAGGUUUUCAUCAAAAUCAAAACAACUAUAAUAAUUAUAGUAACAAUAAUUUACAAAAUCAACAAGAUUUAUUCCAAACUCCAUCUACCGCCAGUUAUAAUCAUAAUGAGAAACCACCGUAUAGUUAUGCUCAAUUAAUUGUACAGGCAAUAUCGGCGGCGCCCGAUAAACAGUUGACUCUGUCGGGCAUUUAUUCAUUUAUUGUCAAGCAUUACCCUUAUUAUCGCAAAGAAACCAAUAAGGGUUGGCAAAAUUCCAUACGUCAUAAUCUCAGUUUAAAUAGGUAUUUUAUUAAAGUUGCUCGGUCUCAAGAUGAACCCGGUAAAGGUAGCUUCUGGCGCAUUGAUCCGGACAGUGGUGCAAAACUUAUAGAUCACAGCUAUAAAAAACGUCGCCAGCGUAGUAGCCAGGGUUUUCGUCCGCCUUAUGGCAUGCCACGUUCGGCUCCUGUGUCACCAAGUCACAUGGAGGAAUAUUCUGCAGAUAAUUCAAGGGAAAGUUCUCCUUUGCAAGAUAUUGUUUUACAAUCGGCUCCUGGUUCUCCCGGUAUGUCUUUGGAAAAUCGUAAUGUUGAUAAUGAGAUUGUUUAUCAAAACCAAAAUAUUCAGCAGUACGGUACUAACAAUACCCAUCAAUAUAACCCUUAUGUAACAAAUCAAAAUCAAAUUAUAACACAGCAACAUCAGGAAAUUUCGGGUGGAGGCGGUGGUGGAGGUGGGGUUGGUGCUCUUAUUGCUCUCAAACGAAAUCAUGCAAUGGUUGCUGGUGCCAAUACAGCAGGAGGUAAUUCAGCACUAACCAACAUGCAGCAUCAACAGCAGCAGCAACAACAACAGCAACAACCUAACUUGCAGGGUUUGCAUCCGGACAUCAUAUACGAGGAAAUGCCCACAGACUACAGUGGCAAUAUUGUAGAAUCAGGCGAUGAAUGUGAUGCUGGCUCCAAACGGCCAAAAGUUGAAGUACUCUGAUGUGUGAAAAAUCGCAACCGCAACCACAACCGCAAAAACAAUUAACUGUAAAUUCAAACAUCAACAGUUGUUGUUGACAAACAAACAAAACAAUUAAUUAUCUAUUAUCAUCAUUAUUAAUUCUAUGUUUUAUGUAAGCUUUAAUUUUUUCCAACAACAACAUGAAAAAGAAAUGUUUAGUUUACAACUACAACACACGACACAUGCAACACAAACAAACCCUACCUACCUACCUAAACAAACAAACCAAUUGGAAGAACUACAACAAAGCAACUUAAAACAUGUUAAUAUAAAAACCAGAAGUAACAACAACUAUAUCAUAAUCAUCACUCUAUCCCCUUUUCCCUACUCGUCUUACACCAAAUGUCCCACAUGAAACUCUAUCCGCAUUCUGCUCAUUAUUCUCGUUUCGUUUAGUUGUUUCUCUACUCUAACUACCUGUCCAAUUCAACAAUUCACCCAUAUUUACCUUGAAAAAGAAAAACCUUUCCCCUCCUGUGCCCUUAUUCGCUCGCUGAAAACUUUGUAAACAUUUAAACUCAUGCCACACAACAAAAACACUAAAACAUCAACUACAAAUACUUACUAUUACUUUUAUUUUUAUUACAUAAUUAUAUUUUAUGAUUUUUAUUUUAAAUUUUCAAAACACCCCCACACAAAAAGAGAAACGCAAAAGGAAUAUUGUAAACGUUACAAUUCUAACGUUAAUGAUUUAAUUAAUUAUACUAUUAUAAAUUUUUAUUGUUUUUAAAAAACACUCUAACCAACAACCAUGUUUUUGCUCUAUAUAUAAAUAUAUAUCUUACUAUCUACCAACCUACCAACCUAUCUACCUACUACACCACACACAUCUAAAGUAUAUUGAAUUUGACCAAAUAACCUAUUAAGAAAAUCACAUCUCUUGUAUUCUUUAUUAUUAUUAUUUUUUUUUUCCAAAAACGACUUCUACAUUUAAAAAUUUGUUUUUUUUUUGCCUUUUAUACUAGAUAUACAAGUUAGUAGUACAUAGUAGCAAACCACUGUUUGGAAACGAAGUUUGUCUUUGUAGUAUUACGUAUGUAAUUACUUAGGCCCUCACCCAUAUGGUUUCUACUUCUACUCUAUAUAUAUAUGGGUUUAAAUAUGGCACUCUAUAAAAGUUUAAACAUAUUUUAUGGGCUUAAGUUAGUUUUCCCUCUUUUAAUUUUUUGCUUAUGAAAGAAAGGAUUUUUUUUUAUAAUUUUGUAAUACUUUUUCUUAUCCGUUAAACGGAUAUUGCUCUUGAUUCUCUUUUUUGCUAUUGCAAUAUUAAAAACAAAAAACAAAUACUAAGAUUUUCUUUUAAAAUACAAUUUCAAAUUUAUUUUAAAAAUGAAAGGUAUUAAGAACAUCGUAAUCUAACAUAUUUAAUACCUACCUACUGCUAUUGUUUUUUUACGCGUGGGUGUGUGUGUUGUGUCUGUAUAAGAUGUUUGUGAGACGACGAAUUCAAUAUGCUUGUGGAUGCAAGGGAAAUUAUCGCAAAACAAAAAAAAAAAAUAUAAGGCAAAAGUAAAGAAAAUUUAUUUGCAAAUAAAAAACAGAAAACCAACACAUUAGCGAUUCGAUCACACAGUGCAAUUGAAGUGAAAUUGAUUGCAUUAAAAACAUGAAUAGACAGAAAUACACUUAAACACCUUAAAA